GCUUGCUGAGCUGAGAGGCCAUGGCAGGCCCACUGGCCACACUUCUGCUGUACACGGCGCUGAUGGUGACACUCCCGCUGGGUGCCUUCUUUGGAGCCCAGUGGGCGCUGGCUGAGCUGUGGCAUGCAUCGGCUACGGCCUGCUCUGUGGGGGCCACCGUGGCCAGUGUGCUCUGUGUCCACCUGGUCCUCGGCCUGUUUGUCUACGAGGCUUACCACGAGGCCACCCCUGCCUCGGAUGAGAAGAUAGACUGAGAGUGGGCUCCUGUGCAGUUUU
This is a messenger RNA of Dermacentor andersoni, 276 nucleotides long. Its product is annotated as vacuolar ATPase assembly integral membrane protein vma21-like. The record is from RefSeq and is a predicted model, not a curated record. Gene Ontology annotation, biological process: vacuolar proton-transporting V-type ATPase complex assembly. NCBI's taxonomy places the organism in Eukaryota, Metazoa, Arthropoda, Arachnida, Ixodida, Ixodidae.